AUGUUAUCCCAUAACCAUGGAAACUGUAACCAUGCAAAUGAGCAUUUUAAAUAGAGACAAGAGUUGACAUUAAACUAUGGCCUACAGCAGGAAGCCUCAGAAAAACAAAGGAAGAUAGUUAUCAUGGAUGAAGCCAUGCAGGCUUGUCCAUGCUCAGACAAGUACAGUGCCCAAGAAGUCAUACCUACGAUACAUGAGCUCCCAGACAUCCGCAACGAAGUCCUACAGCUGUACAACACCAGACUUAAGAACAGCAUCAAGGAGGGGGAGGAAAAGCUGCGGCUGAUGCAAAGGAGCUCAUUCCACUUGGGAAUCCAUCAGCAGCCCACCUUGCAGUUUGCUGACAGCAUGCUGUGGGGUCUUAUUAACCAUCAAAGGCUGACACGUGUCAUGAAAGAUGCCACUGACAUUGUGAAUCUCCUCCUGAAUUUCCUGGAAACGGCCUUCGCGGAUAUCAUCGAGGGCCAUCAGGAGUUGGAGGCCUUCAUCAUUAAGUACAAGGAUUGUGUGGUGGAUAGUGAUAUGGCAGCUUCUAUGCAGCAGACGCUUCAGCGAACCUUCGAGUACUUGAAUGACUUUGAGAGCAGAAUAACCUGGAAUCAUGUCCCACUGAAGCUGCGGCUCCAUCUCCAGCACGAAUACACCGCCCACAUACCAAAACUCUUUACAUCACUGAUCAUCAAGGGACCAGUGAUAUUUGACAGGUCUGCGUUGUGUGUCACAUCCAACAUUGUGCAUCUGCAUUGGGAAGUGGCAGGUCAGCAGUCUGAGGUGCCAGACGAAGAAUUUGAGAUCUGGGUGAAGAGCCUUGACACUGAUGAAGAGUUCAGACAAUCUACAUGCCAAUCAUACAAUAUACAGAUCGAUGACCUGUUACCUGACACACAGUAUCGGUUCUCUGUCAAGAGAGCAGAUGAUACAGGCUUACUCUGUGGACAGUGGACUGACAACAUUGUCCUUAAAACAGACAUUUCCAAAUAAGAGCAAAGUGUGCCUUUUUGAAUGUGUAGAUGAGAAUGAAGAAGUUUCAGAGCAUGUGUACACUUACAAAGAGAUAAUAAACGUAUAGCAUUUCCUAAAUUGAA
Larimichthys crocea (large yellow croaker) is the source of this 1085-nucleotide messenger RNA. RefSeq lists its product as uncharacterized. The coding region runs from base 124 to 981 and encodes 285 amino acids. The record is from RefSeq and is a predicted model, not a curated record. The transcript has 3 exons. Gene Ontology annotation, molecular function: protein binding. NCBI's taxonomy places the organism in Eukaryota, Metazoa, Chordata, Actinopteri, Sciaenidae.